Molecule: messenger RNA, 1986 nt
Organism: Alternaria ventricosa
Lineage: Eukaryota; Fungi; Ascomycota; Dothideomycetes; Pleosporales; Pleosporaceae
Exons: 2
Coding region: 1-1986 (661 amino acids)
Cellular component (GO): membrane
Molecular function (GO): sucrose:proton symporter activity
Source: RefSeq, a predicted model, not a curated record
AUGUCGUCCUCACGGCCCAACGGCGGCGACUCGCGCUCGUCUUCACCUCGUGCCUCUCCUCCCUCCAGAAUCGACACUUCCGCCCGCCCCAAGCCACGACCCAAACUCGUCUCCUUUGGCCGCGACUCGCUCAUGGGUGGACGACCAGACACUGAAGGUCACACCCACGUCGAAUUCAUCCACGAGAACUCGCCCACCAUCAUUCCCCAAAGAAUGUCCUCCGAAAUCGACCCGCUCCUUAAGGAGAGCCUGUCGCCCGACGACGACGACGAUGACUGGAUGGGCGAACAACAGGUCGAGGAGACAAAGAGCAGUUGGUUCUUGUUCUUGCUCACCUUUGGAGGCCUCGGCCUGCAAAUAGGAUGGUCCGUAGAGACUUCCAACGGAUCGCCAUACUUACUAUCGCUCGGUCUGAGCAAGUCGAUGCUUGCUCUCGUGUGGAUUGCCGGCCCUCUCUCCGGAGUACUUGUCCAGCCGUAUGUCGGUCUCAAGAGUGACAACUGCCGUCUGCGCUGGGGAAAGCGGAGACCCUUCAUUAUCGGCGGUGCUGCUGCGACCAUUGUGUCCCUCAUGGUUCUCGCCUGGGCAAGGGAAAUCAUCGGAGGUUUCCUAGGCCUCUUCGGCGCUGACCCAGAGUCGUCUGGGGUCAAGACGUGCAUCAUGCUCUUCGCCGUCUUGUUCGUCUACGUGCUCGAUUUCGCUAUUAACGUCAUCCAAGCCGGUGUGCGAGCAUACAUCGUCGACGUGGCCCCUACCCAUCAGCAGGAGUCGGCCAAUGCAUGGCUGAUGCGCUCGGCUGGUAUUGGCAACAUCUUGGGUUACCUAGCUGGUUACAUCAAUCUCCCAGAUUACCUUCCAUGGCUCGGUGGCACACAGUUCAAGGUCCUCUGCGCUAUCGCCUCGUUUGUCAUGGCCCUCACCGUUGGCAUCAGUUGCUCAACCUGCGCGGAACGCGAUCCCCAAUUUGACACUGCACCGGCCGAGCAGCAGGAAGGUGUCAUGGCCUUCUUCAGGGGCCUCGCGCGCUCAGUCAAGAAACUCCCGCCCCAGAUCAAGAAGGUCUGCAUGGUGCAGUUCUUUGCUUGGAUUGGAUGGUUCCCAUUUCUCUUCUACAUCACUACCUAUGUUGGCGAAAUCUAUGCCGACCCCUACUUUGAGGAGAACCCCCACCUGCCAGAUGGCAAGAUUGACGAGAUCUUAGAGAGCGGUACCAGGAUUGGCACCAGAGCGCUUUUGGUAUUCGCUAUCACCACCUUCUUCUCCUCUGUCAUCCUGCCGUUCGUCAUCCCUCCGACGUUCCAAGCCCCAGAACCCGACCGUCCAAUAACCCCGGCAACGCCUAUGACACCGACAACCCCACAUUCCAUGGGUGGCUCUGGCUACUUUGCUCUAGGUCCGGCACGCAGGGAAAACCCAAACACAACUAUGGAGAAGAUCGCCAAAUCGUUGGAAACGUUGCAAGUCAAAUCGCUCACUCUUCGUCGAUCCUGGUUCAUCUCACACAUUCUCUUUGCCGUCCUCAUGGUCCUCACCUUCUUUGUUCGUAGUACGUUGGGAGCUACAGUUCUUGUCGGCGCCAUCGGUAUUCCUUGGUGUGUGACCAACUGGGCCCCGUUCGCCAUCAUCUCCUCUGAGAUCUCCAAGAGAGACGCCAUCCGUCGCGGUAUCAUCAAGCCUCGCGACCGCGAAUCUCAGCUCAUCGCCGAGGGAGAGGAUGACGGUUCUGGCGCCGAUUCUGCUGGUGUUGUGUUGGGUAUUCACAACGUCGCCAUUGCAGCGCCGCAGGUCAUCGCAACACUUGUCAGUGCCAUCAUGUUCAAGCUCCUACAAAAGCCUAGGGGCACGGCAGGUGACACGAGUGUAGCCUGGGUGCUGCGCUUUGGCGGUAUCUGCGCUCUGAUUGCUGCGUGGUUAACGCUGCAAGUGAACGAAGAGAAGGAGGAAGAGGAAGAGGAAGAGCCUUUCAGAAGGAGGCGGAUGUCUUAG